Zalophus californianus (California sea lion) is the source of this 5546-nucleotide messenger RNA. It is a transcript of the gene SHROOM1, whose product is annotated as shroom family member 1. The coding region runs from base 313 to 2868 and encodes 851 amino acids. The record is from RefSeq and is a predicted model, not a curated record. Gene Ontology annotation, molecular function: actin filament binding. Gene Ontology annotation, biological process: actin filament bundle assembly; cell morphogenesis. The transcript has 8 exons. Gene Ontology annotation, cellular component: cortical actin cytoskeleton; adherens junction; apical plasma membrane. NCBI's taxonomy places the organism in Eukaryota, Metazoa, Chordata, Mammalia, Carnivora, Otariidae.
GUCCGGCGUCCGGCGGGAGAACGAGUGUCCACCUCCUGGGCCCGGGGCUAAGGCGGGAGAGCGGCCACCACAGGGCGGGGGUGGGGGGGCGGCGAGGCGCGGGCGAUCCCCGGGGCAGCGCCGCCACUCCGCGCUCCCGCCCCCCGUGGCCGGACGUGGCACCUCCCCCGCGGCGGCCGGAGCCGGGAGGUGGGGUCGGGAGUCGGAGCCCCGGGGCUCUGAUGUCACCGCGCGGCUGCCGGCGCCCAGGAGCGUGUCUCGGGCUGGAGUUCAGGCCCCGCGGAGCUGGCCUCAGCCCUCACCUGCGCAGCCAUGGAGGCCCCGGCGCCUGGGGGCGACCGCGCCUCCCCAGCCUCGUCCACUCGCAGCCUGGACCUGCGGCGGCUGUCCGCGCGCGCCGACUCGGCCUACAGCUCUUUCUCCGCGGCCUCCGGCGCUCCCGAGCCGGCCACGCCGUCGCCUGGGACCGACCUUCUCCCUUACCUGGACUGGGACUACGUGCGCGUGGUGUGGGGCGGCCCGGCCCCCGCUAGCGGCCUUCGCACGUCCCCGCAGCCCCGGCCCGCGGCCGCCGCGCGCAGUGGGCCCCGGCCGCCGGAGGUCCGGGGGACGCCGGGGCCGCUCAGCCGGCAGGCCACCCCGCUGCUGUUUGCGCUGGCGGCCGAGGCGGAGGCGGAGGCGGCGGCGGAGGCGGCGGCGCGGGCAGUCGAGCCGCCCAGCCCGCCGGCCUCGCGGGCGGCCUACCGCCAGCGGCUGCAGGGCGCCCAGCGGCGAGUGCUCCGGGAGACGUCUUUCCAGCGCAAGGAGCUCCGCAUGAGCCUGCCCGCCCGACUGCGGCCCGCGGCCCCCGCGCGGCCCCCCGCGGCGCACCCGCGCUCCGCCUCGCUCAGCCACCCGGGCGGCGGGGAAGUGGAGCCGGCGGGGCCCGGGGCUCCCUCGAGGGGAACCGUUGGCCGGGGGCGCCUAGCCACCCAGCAGCGGAAGUGGUGCUUCUCGGAACCAGGGAAGCUAGACUGCGUGGGUCGGGGCGGUGGAUCUGCAGGGGAAUGCUCGAGUGAGCCCGGCUCCAGUUCUGGCAUUGCCAGGCCCGAGCCCCAGGAGCGUAGGGUGCUGGCGGAAUUCGAAGGUCACCGGAACAGAUGGCCGCCUGAAACCCAGCCCCGAGGCGUAGAGGACCCAGAACCUCGGUCCCUGAAGCUCGGUGACGCCUAUAGACCUUCCAGUCGGAGUCGGAGCGCUUCAGGGGAAGUCUUGGCUCCCUGGGGAGGUCCAGGAGGGGUCAUGCCCCUUGUCCAGGCUGUUCCUCAAGGAGCAGAAACCCUCAGACCAUUGUUUCAGACCAAACUUGCCAGGUUCCUGACUCAAAAGGAAGCCGCAGUGGUGUGUCCUGCAGAGUAUCCCCAGAGCAGUCCUGUUGGCUGGGAACCGAGGGUCUCAGAGACAUGUAUGGGGGCUGCUGGGCUCCCAUCCCUUCCAGAUGAUGAGGUUUUCCUGGAAGAAGUCCCCCUGGACAGAAGGAGAUCACCUCCAGACACCCAUGCCCCCCCAGGAAACCCACUCAGUGUCCAUGUCUCUGACCAGCAGUAUGGAACUGGCUCAGGCCAGAGGGCUGACCAGGCUACAGUCCCUCUGGAGCACCCCCUCCAUGAGCACCCAGAGACUGCAGGGGCAGAUGACUGCUGGCAGAGGAUAAAUGGUUCUAUGGGUGUCUCUAAGACCAUAAACUAUAGCACCCUCAGGACUGCAAAUGGUGACAUCGCAACCUUUGACCCCAAUGGACGGCUGACCAUUGACUCAUUUGCAGCUGCAGAGAGUGACUCUCUCAAACCUCUCCCAGUUGAUGCCCUGGGACCUCCAAGCAACAAUACCCCAGGUGCUCCUGGCCAUACUGCCCUGGCUUGGGGCACUGGCCAGCCUGGUUCCAGGCCAACAUGGCCCAGUCCUCGCCUCGAGGAGCUGGUUCAGGAGCUGGCCAGACUGGAUCCCUCUAUGAGUGACACUCUCACUUCCUGUCCCAGCCCAGACCCACCCCUGGACCUGCUAGAUGGGCUGAUUCCUUUAGCAGAGGUCUGGGCUGCCAUGAGGCCAGCCUGUGAGGAGGCUGGAAAGGAGGCUGGUGGUAGUCCUGAGCCAGGCUCCAGCCAGUUCCUGCCAACUUGUCAGGAGGAGACAAGGUUUGGAAACCAUACCACCUACCCUGUGCCUGACCAGGCCUGUGGCCAGGGUCUCCCUGAUCCAAAUAACAGCAUCCAAGCCAAGAAAAUGGAGCUAGCUGACCUCCUCCAAAAGAUGCUGCGGAACCUUCAGGCCGAGCAGGAGCAGCUGCACGGGGCGGCCCAGGCUUGGGCCAGGCGCGGGGCUGCUCUGGAGGCCGCGGUGGGCCAGGCCUGUGCUCCCCGCGACCGAGAGCGGUUCAGCAGGUUCAUGGCCGACCUAGAGCGCGUGCUUGGCCUGCUGCUGCUGCUGGGCUGUCGCCUGGCCCGCGUGCGGCGCGCCCUGGCCCGGGCGGGCGCAGACAGCGACCCGGACGAGCAGGCCUCUCUGCUGCGGCGACUCGGGCUCCUGCAGCGGCAGCAGGAAGACGCCAAGGAGCUGAAGGAACACGUGGCGCGGCGCGAGCGGGCCCUGCGCGAGGUGCUGGUGCGCGCCCUGCCCGCGGAGCAGCUGAGCGCCUAUCGCGCCCUGCUGGCCGGCAAGGCGGCCGUCCUGGCCCAGCGGCGCAGCCUGGACGAGCGGGUCCGGCUCCUUCAGGACCAACUGGACGGCGUCAGGAGCGACCUGGGCCCUCGUCCCCUGCCCCCCAGGCUGGCCUGGCCCCCAGAGACCCAUCUUCCAGAUAAACCGCCCUUCCUCCCGCCCCUCCUCUAAUUACAGGCGGUGGGGGUGGGGAGCACUGCCUCUGCCCCUCUCCCACAUCACGGGGCGUGACGCUGGUUGACUUGGUGCUUUUCCCUUGCCGGGAGCAUACUAAGUGUUUGCAUGUAGGCUUACCCACGUCGUGUGGAUUAUUUGGUAAUUAAUUUAUGGAUUUUUAAAACUGCAGUAUUCCCCCCCUUUUUGUGAGGAGAGGCUCUGUCUGGGUUGGUGGGAGGGAGAGGAGACAAAUCAGAGGAGCAUUUCAACUUAAUAUGCAAAAUGGUCUUUCUUUUCUUUUCUUUCUUAAUGAUAAUUGGUGUGAGGAGUGUGUGUGUUACCUGGAGCCUAGCUUGGGGGACAAAUCUUGUUUACAGACAAUGGACAGAAGAGGAAGGUGCUGGAGGACCUCAGGUCAGGUCUGGGAAUCCCUAGGAAGACAGGGAUACAGGCUUGAAGCCAGGAGGGACCAAGGGGACGCCAGGCCUUCCAGCUCCACUGGCACCAGUAAUCCCUACGGUUCCGGUGACUCCAUCACCACCGCAAAAGCCUGGGCCUGACUGGCCGACCCCAGGUCUCCUUUGCUGGUUUUUACCCAAGCCUCCAACCUCAAAAGUAGAAGUGGGGGUAACUGCUUCCCUUCAAGACUCAAGGGAUAGGGAAUUUCCCCAUACGCAAAAUAGGUUCAUUUGCUUUGCUGCCUAAAAACCUUGAGGAAUUCAGGGACAUUUAUUCCAAGACUCAGAAGUGAGUUUAUCCAGCUCUCCUUGGAAGCCCUACUGGAUCCGCCAGGCUUGAGGAGGGCUGUUGGGCAUGGGAGCUGAAGGUGAGGCAUUGGGAAACCUGGAGACCGAGAAUAGGGGGGCUGAGGACCCGGAGAGGCAGCUCUGCUUGUGUGCUAGAGAGGCUAAGCUGGGGGUGAACCGGGGUUGGGAGUGGGGAGUUAGGGGCUGGUGUGGAAUGAAACGGAGGACACACACUCCCCUCUGUUUGUGCAUCAGCCCUGUGUGCACAGAGUCAAUGUUAAGUUCUCAAAUAUACAUGUGAAAAUGUGCUUUAGUAUUUGCAGCUGCACACGCCAGGGCCAAGAACAUUGUUCAUGCAAAUGUUGAGUGUAUUUUUUGGAAGUUGGGCACAUUAAAAGGCAUGUGUAUGUGUAUUUAAAGCCAACUGACCCCAAAGUGAGAAAUCUCUGCUUCUGGGCUUGUUUUCCGAUGUGUAUUGUCACUAAGUGCAACUGGUUGGGAAUUUUAAAUGGUUGUAUUCAUACCAAAAGCAUUAGUUAUAACAGUUGGACUAUUGAGCACAGAACAAUGCUAACAUUGUGCCUCUUUAUGAAAAACAUAUGGGGCUCCUGCUGAAACAGUUAUGGGUUCUAACAUUAUGCUUUGCUUCUCUCCUUUGAACGCUGUGGGUGGGGCCUCUGCUCCAAAGUCCUCAGCCUAGCAGGGCAGCUCGCUUUGAGAUAGUCUGGAUGGAAUAAAUUUAUUUCUGCCUUUUGCCCUGUACAGCACCCUCUGCAACCUCCUAAUGUGAUAUUCUUGGGAAAACACUUAACAGUCAUCAGUUAGGCCAAUGGAAAUUGUAUACUGCUCAGAAGAAGCACUUCCAGCCCGGGAUGGGCUUGAGGAGCAGUCUGCCAUGGUCCCAUUAAAGUGCACUUCGGUUCUGUCCUGGGUUUUUCCACAGGGACUUAGGCUCCUGUGCUUGUCCUUACCAGAUGGGGAGAGUAGGGCCACACCUCCUUCACCCAUCCUUUCAUCUUGCCUCUGUGUUCUUCCUGCCCCAUUUUAUGUCCCUUCCACACUGUUAUUCCGUCAGAGUGCAAGAAUGAGCACCACAGGUGUUUAGUAUUGGCACCACAGACUUUUUUUUUUAAAAAAAGAUCUUUAUUUGAGAGAGCACAGGGAGGGGCAGAAGGAGAGGAAGAAGCAGACUCCCCCCUGAGCAGGGAGCCCCACAAGAGGCUGGAUUCCAGGACCCUAAGAUCAUGACCUGAGCCGAAGGCAGACCUUAACCCACUGAGCCACCCAGGCGCCCCCAGACUAAGACUUUUUGUGGUGGUGUGUGGGCAGGUGCCAGAAGCCCAGUGAAUUCCACCCGCCAGGAUGCUGCCAGCAGAGGGCACUGUUCGCCCUGGGAUGAAGGCCUACCUGCCCUUCACCGUAGCCUCCUCCCCCGGCAGUAGGCCCUAUGGGCUAAGCACCCGGGCUUUGCCUUCUCCGCAGAGCAGUGCUCUUGUCUGAAGGCUGGAUCUGAGCCUUUUUGCUUCUAUUGGAAAGAAAUUCUGGCCAGCCGGCCGCGGGGAAGCUGGCUUGCUUUCCUUUGCCACCAGGCCUUGGUUGGAAAGUUGUUGGUCAAUGAGAAGUGGGCAGGAGGGAAGCCGGGGAUGUUGAUCUCGAGUAUCAGUAUCAAAAGGAGCCUUAUUUAGUCUCCCGGGGUGGAAAAGAGGGUUUCAUGGGUCUCUGUUGGGGUUUCUGCCCCCCCACCUCCUCAAGCCACCAGCGCCCACCCCCGUUCGUUCCGCCCGCAGCCCCGCCUCCUGCGGCGCUUGUCCCCGGGCUUUUUGCAGAGGGCCGGCUUCUGCUGGCGUUGUUGCUAGGCAACAGGCAGCACCGCGGCCGCCUCCCGCUCUCGCCUCGUCUCGCCCCCGCUGCUCCUCCUAAUAUGGAUUUAAUUAGUGUACUUUUUAC